Nezara viridula (southern green stink bug) is the source of this 3027-nucleotide messenger RNA. The record is from the annotation of a GenBank genome assembly. NCBI's taxonomy places the organism in Eukaryota, Metazoa, Arthropoda, Insecta, Hemiptera, Pentatomidae.
AAUGAAUCUUCUAGAGAUACUAUGUCUUCCAAAGGGAAAAAUGAAGAUUUUGACACAAAAAUUGAAACUGACCGUGCAAGAAGGUUUGAAUAUCUGUUGAAGCAAACAGAAAUUUUUUCUCAUUUUAUGACUAAUCAGGGGAAAACCAAUAGCCCCACAAAACCCAAAGUUGGUCGUCCUAGAAAAGAUAAAGUGGUUCCAACGAGUGAAGAUGUUGCUGACCAUCGUCAUCGUAUGACUGAACAAGAAGAGGAUGAAGAAUUACUCGCUGAAAAUAAUGCAGCCCCUAAAACCAUUGCUAGAUUUGAUGCUUCACCAUUUUAUAUCAAAGGUGGAGAGUUGAGGGAUUACCAGAUUCGUGGUUUGAACUGGAUGAUAUCACUUUAUGAGCAUGGUAUAAACGGUAUACUCGCUGAUGAAAUGGGAUUGGGCAAAACUCUUCAAACUAUAUCACUUCUUGGUUACAUGAAACAUUAUAGAAACAUCCCAGGCCCACAUAUGGUUAUUGUUCCAAAGUCAACUUUAGCCAACUGGAUGAAUGAAUUUAAAAAAUGGUGUCCUUCUUUACGUGCUGUAUGCUUGAUAGGAGAUCGAGAAGCCAGAAAUACUUUAAUUCGUGACACUUUGAUGCCUGGAGAAUGGGAUGUGUGUGUCACAUCAUACGAAAUGAUAAUACGUGAAAAAGGCGUAUUUAAGAAAUUUAACUGGCGUUACAUGGUGAUAGAUGAAGCUCAUAGAAUCAAAAAUGAAAAAUCAAAACUCUCUGAGAUAGUAAGAGAGUUCAAGACGACGAACAGAUUGCUUUUGACUGGGACUCCAUUGCAAAAUAAUCUCCAUGAAUUGUGGUCUCUGCUUAACUUUUUGCUCCCAGAUGUAUUCAAUUCAUCAGAUGACUUUGACAGUUGGUUCAAUACAAACAACUUUUUGGGAGAUAAUUCUUUGGUUGAACGAUUACAUGCUGUUUUGAGGCCAUUUUUGUUGAGGAGAUUGAAGUCAGAAGUUGAAAAAAAAUUAAAACCUAAGAAAGAAGUAAAGAUAUAUGUUGGGCUCAGCAAAAUGCAGAGAGAAUGGUAUACCAAAGUAUUGAUGAAAGAUAUAGAUAUCGUUAAUGGUGCUGGUCGGAUUGAGAAAAUGCGCUUACAAAAUAUUCUUAUGCAGCUGAGAAAGUGCAGUAACCACCCUUAUCUGUUUGAUGGAGCUGAGCCUGGGCCACCUUACACUACUGAUGAACAUCUGGUCUUUAAUAGUGGAAAACUGGUUAUUUUGGAUAAGCUUCUUCCAAAACUACAAGAACAAGGAUCUCGAGUUCUUAUUUUUAGUCAAAUGACCAGGAUGAUUGAUAUUCUUGAAGAUUACUGUUAUUGGCGAGGAUACAAUUAUUGUCGUUUGGAUGGUAACACACCUCAUGAAGACCGCCAAAGGCAAAUUAAUGAGUAUAACGAAGAAGGUAGCAAGAAGUUCAUAUUCAUGCUUUCAACUCGUGCAGGAGGUCUAGGUAUUAAUUUAGCUACCGCUGAUGUUGUAAUUCUCUAUGAUUCAGAUUGGAAUCCACAAAUGGAUUUACAAGCUAUGGAUCGUGCUCAUCGUAUUGGCCAAAAGAAACAGGUCAGAGUUUUCAGGAUGAUUACAGAAAAUACUGUUGAAGAGAAAAUCGUAGAAAGAGCUGAAAUAAAGCUUCGUCUUGAUAAAUUAGUUAUUCAACAAGGAAGGCUUGUUGAUAAUAAAGCAGCUCUGAAUAAAGAUGAAAUGCUUAACAUGAUCAGACAUGGUGCCAAUCAUGUGUUUGCAAGUAAAGAUUCUGAAAUCACCGAUGAAGAUAUUGAUACUAUAUUGGAAAAGGGUGAAGCCAAAACUGAAGAAAUGAAUAAAAAACUUGAACAGCUUGGAGUUGAUUCAUCUUUAAAAGAUUUCAUGAUGGAGGCUCCCACUGAAUCUGUAUAUCAGUUUGAAGGUGAAGAUUACAGAGAAAAGCAAAAAGUUUUUGGAAUAGGAAAUUGGAUUGAACCACCAAAACGAGAACGUAAAGCUAAUUAUGCAGUGGAUGCCUAUUUUAGAGAAGCGUUGCGAGUUUCAGAGCCUAAAGCUCCCAAGGCCCCUAGACCUCCAAAGCAACCUAUAGUACAGGAUUUCCAAUUUUUCCCUCCUCGACUGUUCGAGCUAUUAGAUCAAGAAAUAUAUUACUUUCGGAAAACUGUCGGCUAUAAGGUUCCAAAAAAUCCAGAAUUGGGAUCAGAUGCUUCUCGUAUCCAAAGGGAAGAGCAAAGAAAAAUUGAUGAAGCCGAGCCAUUGACUGAGGAAGAAUUAGCUGAAAAAGAAAACUUACUGACGCAGGGCUUUACUAAUUGGACAAAAAGAGAUUUUAACCAGUUCAUAAAAGCUAAUGAAAAAUAUGGUCGUGAUGAUAUAGAUAAUAUUUCAAAAGAUGUAGAAGGAAAGACACCUGAAGAAGUGCGAGCUUAUUCUGAAGUAUUUUGGGAAAGAUGCAAUGAACUCCAAGACAUUGAUCGUAUCAUGGGACAGAUUGACAGAGGUGAAGCGAAAAUUCAGAGAAGAGCCAGCAUUAAAAAAGCUUUGGAUACCAAGAUGAGUCGAUAUAGAGCACCAUUUCAUCAACUAAGAAUUUCUUAUGGAACAAACAAAGGGAAGAAUUAUACAGAAGAAGAAGACAGAUUCCUUGUAUGCAUGUUACACAAACUAGGCUUUGAUAAAGAAAAUGUAUACGAGGAACUCAGAGCAAUGGUUAGGUGUGCUCCUCAGUUUAGGUUCGAUUGGUUCAUAAAGUCUCGAACUGCUAUGGAAUUGCAAAGGCGUUGUAACACUUUGAUUACUUUGAUCGAAAGAGAAAACCAAGAAUUAGAAGAAAGGGAAAAAGCUGAAAAAAGGAAAAGUAGAGGUGGCAGUAGCCGUGGAACCAGUUCUGGUAAACGUAAAAGCGAUGGAGGAUCCAUUUCAUCACCACCAUUAUCUAUCCAGGGGGAUAAAAGUAGCCCUGCUAGGAAAAAGAAAAAGUAUGUUUCAGUCGAGUAA